This is a messenger RNA of Eremomyces bilateralis CBS 781.70, 345 nucleotides long. RefSeq lists its product as uncharacterized. Bases 1 to 345 code for a protein of 114 amino acids. The transcript is spliced from 2 exons. The record is from RefSeq and is a predicted model, not a curated record. NCBI's taxonomy places the organism in Eukaryota, Fungi, Ascomycota, Dothideomycetes, Eremomycetales, Eremomycetaceae.
AUGUCUCAACCACGCCGCAGACCUCCGAUCUCCUCCUCGAGGCUUCCGAAAACCCAAUCUCCCCUCCCUCUUCCCGCGGGCCCCAGCCGCAUCCGCCCACUCGUCUGGACCGUCGGUCUCGGUAUCAUCGCCGUCGCUGGCGCAUAUGGAGGCGCCUUGUUCAAGCAUGAGCAGGAUCAGAAAAAGGUCGUAAAAGAAUUCCAGCAAGAGCCAAUCGAAGACCGCAUCGCGCAGCUCGAGAAUAUCAGGAAGCGGUUGGAGGUCGAAAAGAAGAAGUUUGAGAAGGAUCUGAUGAAGGCGAAGAUGAAGGCGGCGAAGGAGAUGGAAGGGGGAAGGGGAGGGUGA